AUGAAUCCAGUAGUUUACGCCGUGUUAUUCAGCUUGUUGGCUGGAAUAGCCGUGGCCGAUAAGUCCGACUAUUGCCUGAGUGAGAUCGUCAAGUCGGACGCGAGAAUCCAAUCGCACGGAUACCCGACGGAGACCCACCAGGUGACCACCAGUGACGGCUAUGUCCUCACCCUGUUCCGCAUUCCCUACUCCCACAAGCUGAAGAACCAGAACGAGAAGCGCCCGCCGAUUCUCCUGCAGCACGGAUUGUUCAGCAACUCCGACUGUUGGCUCUCCUCCGGUCCGGAUAACUCGUUGGCCUAUCUUUUGGCCGAUGCCGGAUACGAUGUCUGGCUGGGAAACGCCCGUGGUAACAUCUACUCCAGGGAGAACAACGUCAUCUCGCUGAACAGCCACAAGUUCUGGCACUUUGACUGGCAUGAGAUCGGCACCAUCGACAUUCCCGCCAUGAUCGACUAUAUCCUGGAUAUUACUGGCUACGAUAGCAUUCACUAUUGCGGACACUCCCAGGGAACCACUGUCUACUUGGUGAUGCUCUCCGAGCGACCCGAAUAUAACCAGAAGAUAAAAUCCGGUCAUAUGUUGGCCCCGUGCGCCUAUUUCGAGCACGGAUCAUCGUUUAUUUUCAAGGCUCUGGGUCCUUUGGUUGGCACGCCUGGCGGAAUCUGGAACCAGCUGCUCGUCGACACCGAACUGAUCCCGCACAACAACCUGGUCAACCGAGUGGUGGACAACAGCUGUCACCUUUCGAACUCAAUUUGCAACAAUGCGUUCAUCAUGUUCGCCAACGGGGGUUACGUGAAUGCCAAUGCGAGCUCCAUGAGUGUGCUGAUUGAGACCCAUCCGGGUGGAUCCUCCAGCAACCAGGGCAUUCACUUCCUGCAAUUGUGGCAGUCGCACGAGUUCCGCCAGUACGACUGGGGAACCAAGAAGAACAACGAGAUCUACGGCCAGGAUCUUCCCCCGGACUACGAUCUGAGUUUGAUCACCGCUCCCACUCACUUGUACUCCAGCAACAACGAUGCCCUUUGUGGACCCGAAGAUGUCAACACUUUGGUGAAGAAUUUCGUCCACCUGACGGAGGACUAUCGUGUGCCCGUGCAGAGUUUCAACCACUUGGACUUCAUUAUCGCAAGGAACAUGAAGGAACUGGUCAACGAUCCCAUCAUCGAACGCAUUAACUCCUACGAAGGUCGCUAGGGGAAAAACCUAAUAAAAAAAACACGGAAUGCACUCAGUUGGACGGUCAUAUUUUCUGGAUAGCAUCAGGCUUAUUAACUUGUAUUUAUGAGGGCUUUUUUAUCAAAAAAAAAAAAAAGUAAUGAGUUGUAUUGUUCUUAACUUUAAGUAGCCCCACUGCUGGUCAGAAUCAUAUUUUUGGAAAUAUACACAUCAGUUUUAUGGUCUAGGUUAAUAAUUUUAAAAAUAACCUUCAACUUUCCUUCAGUUUUAUUUAUAAAUUCGCAGAGGAAAAAAACCGAAAUAAGUGCAGUACUUUUGGAAAUCAUCUUAUCUGAGAAUGUCGUAUUUGGACAACCAAAUGUGCAUGUGUCAAUAAAAAAGUUAAUAAAAGGGUGGUAA
This is a messenger RNA of Drosophila ficusphila, 1581 nucleotides long. Its product is annotated as lipase 3. Gene Ontology annotation, molecular function: hydrolase activity, acting on ester bonds. Gene Ontology annotation, biological process: lipid metabolic process. The transcript is spliced from 2 exons. Lineage: Eukaryota; Metazoa; Arthropoda; Insecta; Diptera; Drosophilidae. The record is from RefSeq and is a predicted model, not a curated record. Bases 1 to 1200 code for a protein of 399 amino acids.